CUAAACUCCGUCUCUCAAACUAAGCGAUCAUCAGCUUUAGAUCAGUUCGUGUUUAGACAUGAUGGUUGCCGUUAUCAGGACCAGACAGGCUUAACGACAGAGCGAACUUUGACAUCUGUACUUUCAAAGCAGGUACAGACAGGCUAUAGUCCUGGGGUUUACCCCUUAAAAACAGGAAGAGAAUGAUGAAAAUCCUUGUCAUAUUAGUCGUUUGCUGACCGGUGAGACAGCAUGAUGGACGACGCUGAAAUGGAGGUGGUGAACUCUGACAGCUCCUCGAUAGGAGAAGCAGUGUCUGGUCGAGGAGCAAAUGUAGAUGAUGACUACAAUGAAGAUGAAGAUCUUUACUAUAUACCUGAGAGAAGACCCUCUCUGGACCUGGGGACGAGUCCGAUGGAUACGACGCACUGGCGUUAUGUGGGCCAAGCUGUGCCUCCAGUUCUCAGCUACUUGUCAAUGACGAGUGGGGACAACUCAUCAAGGACAACUGGGGAGGACAGCAUAAGCGAGGACGAAAUCUCCACAAGGAUCCAACUGAGUAGAUCAGAUUCAUUUUCCAGCUGCUACUCCUUUGACAGUGACGACUGUGAGAAGAAAACACCCAAGGAUACUGAUAAAAAGGAAGCUGCCACUGAGAUCAGCGACACACCUGAGUUAUUCACAAACCUGAACGAGAUGGGGCAUCCUUCUCUGACAGUGAAAUUCACUUUUACGGCUAUCUGUAACACCCUCAAGAGGCUCUCAGAGGAAGACAUGAAGAAAUUCAAGAAGAUGUUGUGGAAGCGUUACCCACAGUGUUUCAUCACUCCUAUACAUAGCAUGGACAUAGUGAACUUCGUGGACCGGCUUCUCGAGUAUUACAGUCUAGAGGUCUCUUUGCAGAUCACCAAAACCCUGCUGGAGGAAAUGAAAUUCAAGAAGUUGGUUAAUUAUCUCCAGACUUUGUGCAUCAGAAAUGAGGUGCGAUAUGAUCUAAGCCAGACGUUAAGGAAGAAAUACAUCGAAACAGGUGAGGGUUUCACCACGCAGGCAGCAAAGAGUUCCCUAGAUGAUGUCUUUACAGAUCUCUUCAUUACCACAGCGUGUGAUAAUGGCCCAAAUAUCGACCAUGAGGUCAUGACCAUAGAGAAGCUGGACAGCAACCGAGAUCAAGGGACACUAUUAUCCACCAAAGACAUUUUGAGUGCUGAAAGGCUGGAGCAGUCAAACUUAAGGUUUAUGUUGAUCACAGGAGUGGCAGGAUCAGGGAAAUCUACAGCAGUCGGGAAAUUAAUCUUGGAUUGGAUUGAAGAGCGUUCGCACCAGCAUGUGUCUUUCCUGUUUCCGUUGCCGUUCAGAGAACUGAAACAGUUUGAAAGUCAUAAGGCCUCCCUGAUUGAAAUCCUUCAAACACUCUAUCCAGAAACAAAAAAACUCAGGGACGAGGAUUAUAGAUCUGAGGACUGCAAAAUCAUGUUUGUCUUUGAUGGGCUUGAUGAGUACAACGGAAACCUUGACUUUCAGAACACUGAGCCUCUUCGUGACCAUACGAAUCCCACCACGCUGAACAUCCUCGUAGUCAACCUCCUCAGAGGAUGGCUCUACAGAGGCCUUUUCGUCAUCACCUCUCGCCCACCGGUGAAGCGCUGCCUAUCCUGGGAUGCACAUUAUGAUGAGGCAGAGCUGCGUGGUUUCUGUGAACCUGAAAAGGAUGAGUACUUCAAGAAAAGAUUUCAGGAACCGGAACAAGCAGCUCGAAUUAUCGCGUAUAUCAACUCUCUUAAAACACUCCGCAUCAUGUGCCAUCUCCCCUUGUUUUGCUCGCUGGUUGCGGAUGAGUGUGAGCGUAUAUUUACAGAGCGGGGGAUACAUGCUGAGCUGCCCCGGAGCAUCACUUACAUGUACACAAAGCUGCUGCUGACACUCAUACAUCAACAUCGCUCAUUCAGAGCUCCAGCUCUGAACCCAGAAAAAGACACAGACUUCCUCAUGAAGCUGGGAAAGUUGGCCUUCAGCAUGCUGGAUAAAGGCCAGUUCAAGAUGACAAAGUCCGACUGGAAGGAGACUGGGAUCGACGAGGAGGAAGCGGUGACUAACAGUGGACUUUGCACACAGUACGUCACAAAACCAUUCGUGUUGGUUUCAGAGAAGGUCCUCAGCUUCAUCCACCCCACCAUGCAGGAGUACCUGGCUGCUCUUUAUGCAUUUCUCUCCCUCAGAAACCAUGGGAAGAACAUUUUUGAGCAGCAGCUGAAACAAAAGUUUAAGGGGAUGUGGAAGGUUAACAAAGAGAUGGACCUGUACAAGGGUGCAGUGGACAGAAGCCUGCAGUGUGAGGAUGGGAAACUGGAUAUUUUUCUGCGUUUCCUGUUUGGCAUGGCAACCAAAACUAACCAGGAUCUCCUCCAACCGUUCUGCAACUCUUCUGUAAAGUGGCAUCCUGUCAUUGAAGAUGCUGCAGCUCUCAUUACCAAGAAGAUCAGGGAAAAUCAUCACCCUGAAAGGACGAGAAACCUGCAGCACUGCCUGGAGGAGCUGGGUGUGUCAGGGGCUGCCUCCAGUUAAACCAGUUCAGUCACUGUUUCAGAUCAUUUUUAUUCAGAAAAGACUUCAAACAAUUUCAAAGGGAUAGUUCAAGGAGUGUGCCUCACCUAAUGAAAAACAUGUUUCCUUUUCAAAGAGCACAUGCAAGGAAGAAACUUUAAAGCAAAAUGUAUCCCCUAACACAGCUACACUAAGUUACCAAAGAUGUGCAAUGUUUUAGGGAAACAGAAAUCAUGUGUUUCAGUGUGUUGAAGGAAAUAAUGUAUCAGUACCAACACUUACACAGUCUAAUGCAAUCAAAUUCAUCAGCUCUACCAUAUUUAGCCCCUUUAUGAAGCCUCUAGAUUUUUAAAGGGGUCUGCCUGCAGACCAUACAUAUCUGACGGCCACUCUUAAAGAUCGUUCAUCUGAGACGCCGUAUAUCUCAGAAAGGAGGUACUGUAGUUUUCUGGUACAAUGUAUUUCCAGUUUUAGAUUUUUUUUUAAUUCAACUUUAUUCAUAAACAAAGCCUGGCAGUUACAUUCAUGAAAUAAACACACUGAAAACGUUACAGACUAACAUUUCAGAAAUAAAACAGAGAAAGAGACCAGAGGUCUAAUCCAGGAUUAAAUUAUGUGUAGACCUGUUUUAGAAGUAGUAACAGGAACAUUGGCUCACUUUAGCUUCAUAAGCUUUGGCUAAAGCAAACAUAGCUAUGCUAGCUACAUGAUUCAUAUUUUUGUACAGAAGACUUUUGCAAAUGAAGCUCAAGAUAACAGCUAUGUAGAUAACAUGCCUAUGUAGUUAUAUAGCUGCUUUGUGAGCUAAGCUUUAGCUACAUAAGCUACAUAGUUCUUAUAGCCACGCAGCUAUGCUAUCUAAAGCUUUUUAUCUUUAACUUCUUUUGCAAAAGGAAGCUAAAGAUAACAUACGAUACAUAGCUUACAUAGCUGCUUUUUGGGCUUAGUUUUAGCUUUCUUAGCUAUGUAGCUUUUAUCUACAUAGCUAACAGAGCUUCAUAAGCUACUAGAGGAUGAGUUUUUUCCUAUAAGUAGACUGUUUACUCAGCUUAAUUAAACAUUUUGUAAUUAGGCUCUGCAGGUCAGUUUUGGACUUUUAACUUCUGGUAUCCUACCAUUACCUUGUCCCUGGAUGGAAAUUUAAUCCGAUUUUAUCUCAAAAAAAAAAAUAAAAAAAUUGGUGUGUAUUUCCGUUCCAGCGUCUUAAAUGAACAGUCUGUGAGAGUGGCCAUGAGAGAUCAACAGUCGGCAGCCAGACUGUUGAAGAGAGGGAUUUUCUGUUUUUGAUGACAUGGUUGAUAAGAAUGAUAAGAUAAUGAUUCUACCUUCUGGUUUUUGUUAGGCCAUUGUGGGCAAUAGUUCUGCUUUACUCAUUCUUCUUCUUCUUUAGCACAGCUUUCAACAAAACACCAGGAUGCUUUUAUCAUUUAAAAUAAGGGAUGCAUGAUAUUCUUGACAUAAAAUCAUUGACAGAUGCUAUCUUAAAAAGUAAAUUAUCAAUAUUUCUGCCUUUAUUUGCAGCGGAUACAUUUGCAGUUUAGAUCCAUGCUCUACUUGAAAGUGUUCGAGUGUUUGCUGAUCAAGAAAUGAUAAGUUUUUAGAAGGCCUUUGUUUGAAAUAAUGGCAUAAAAUAAUAAAUAUGAGAAAGAAAUAAAA
Cheilinus undulatus (humphead wrasse) is the source of this 4179-nucleotide messenger RNA. RefSeq names its product NLR family, CARD domain containing 3-like 1 (gene nlrc3l1). NCBI's taxonomy places the organism in Eukaryota, Metazoa, Chordata, Actinopteri, Labriformes, Labridae. The record is from RefSeq and is a predicted model, not a curated record. The coding region runs from base 232 to 2544 and encodes 770 amino acids. The transcript is spliced from 7 exons.